UAUUCAUCUGAAGUAACAGUAGGGAUUUUGCCCUCGAAGAACGGUACUUUCCACAGGCUGGCCUCAGCAUAUUAGGACUUUGCUGGACACGAAAGCUUCAUUUGAGCAGUUUAACCUUUGUUGGUAUUUGCAAUCGCCAUUUCAGAGGGAGUAAAUAAACAAUUAACCGUUAAAGAACAACGGGUUUGCAGAGAUUUGAUCCACUGACUUUUGGCUUUUGAAGCACAUGCUUUACCAAGUAGCUAACUGCGUAGUUUGAAGGUAAAAUGUACACUGGAAAAUUUGUGCGUCGAUCACCAAGUUCGUCCGUCAAGAGAUACGUGAACCCAAAUAUCUGGUACGUUUAAAAUUUAGUCAUGUUAUUUGAGUAAACUCGAGUAAUUUCAAAGCAACACGAUUAAAUAUCGUUUCACGAAACGUUUGAAAGUCAGUAAAAUUUCCUUGCCACGUAUCUCCCUGUCAAAAACAGUUUGGAUAUCAAAAGCAUCGAGUUGUGUGUGCCUUUCGGAAGGUAAACAACGACUGCUACUCGCCAGAAUGAGUUCAACUCCAAACUUAAAUCUAGAUAACCUUAAGACAUUUGUUGAGGUAUGUGUACAAAUUGUCUGCCUCGCGUUGCCUCCUGGCAAUCUAGCUGAUGGUUCUCUGAUACGGACUGGUGAAAGUCAGAGUUUUUCUACUACGUGUCUUAUCACUACAUAAUGUCUUUUUACUUUUGAAAUUUCCUUCAAAAUGAGUCAUUCAAUCAUUUUGCGAACAGUUAAACAUAGGAUAAAGGAGAAUGUAUAACGUACCAACUGGAGAAGAAAAUAUAUCAAAAAUAAAACAACGCAUCGCAAAAAAAAACCUUGAGUUAUUUUUGGAAUAUUUCAUUUUAUUCUGUAUUGAUCCAUCACUUUUAGUUUUUAUUCUUUUGUCAAGGAAAAAUGGGUUCGGUUUUUCAUGUUUUUUUCAGUUUUUAGGAUCAACUAGCAUCACCUUAAAUUUAAAGAAACGAAGAGGAAAAGACAUGAGAAAGAUGACCAAGAAACCGAAAUGCUGUUGGAUUCCCAAAAGAAGAGAAAGGAAGAGGCAAAGUCAACGUGAAAAAAGAGAACCAGAGGCGCGAUUAAUUCGUGAAAAAGGAGAACAGGAAACCGAUUGCGAGGAUCCAUGACGGGCUAUCGUUCAUGGUUUUUGGAACAGUUUGCCAACGGCCUUGAGACUUGCUUUCGCAAUCUGGGAAAUACGCUGAAACUAGGAAGAAAUGGCGUUUGCGCUAUUUCCUGCAGAUAACAUCAGAUAAAUGGAUUCUUAAAUUACUACUGCAACUGACCUCUUUUUUUGAACGAAUGUCUUUUCAAAACACCAUAAAGGCAUUUAAACCAGUUUAUACAGUACUUUACUCGGCAUUUCAUUCUAAGCCUCUGUGCGAAGACGAAAGGAUGGGACAUCAAUUCUCCGGGACAAUGCGAUCAUUUCUUCUUAUUUUGACGCUGUCUACGUGCUGUCUCAUGGCUGCUCCACCUGAUCUUCAAGCAAGAAUUGAACAACUUGAGAAAAACUAUGUCGAAAUUAAAGAACAUUUGCAAGCCAAAAUUAUUGAUUUGGAGAUGAAAGUCGGUCGACUGGAAGCCAAAAUUGAAAUACAAGAUUCACUUUUGGCUGUUCUAGAAAAAGGACAUGACCCUUUGAAAGAGAAUGUCGAAAUCCGUCGUCAGAUCGCAACUCAUCGUACUUGCCAUGAAAUCGUCGCCGCCAAUCCGUCGUCCCCAUCCGGUAUGUACUGGAUUGAUCCAGACGGCCAUGGCAUCGGUGAUCCACCAAUCCACGUUCAUUGUGACAUAAAGGCAGCCGAGGCGAAUGGUGGUAACUGGAAGUUUGAUCCUGUCAAAGGCACAACAUCCAUUUUGCAUGACAGCCAGUCGAAAAUGGGCAUUGGAAAUUGCACAGAACCUGGAUGUUACUCGAGGCUAAUCAAUUAUUAUGCAAGCGAUAGACAAAUCGACGCGUUGAGGCAAUUGUCCGAAAACUGCGCACAAAUCAUCGUGCUCCAUUGCAGGAAUUUGCCGUUCAACUACAAUGGGACCGCCUAUUCUUGGUAUUACUACAAAAACGGCAAAAGGGAAACGUUUCACCGGAACAACUGCCACGAACUCGUUGACAAAAACCAUUCUGAGAAGUUUUCGAUACACGGUCGUGGUCUUCAACCUGUUAUGCGCCUCCAUUAUAGCAAUCCGCUUAAUGGCUCCUUCCAGUACCAAGUGACGCCGUUCCGAUGUCAUGGAAAGGCAAAAACGGAGGCGAAAACGGAGGCGAAAACGGAGGCAGAAACAGAGGCAAUGCCGAGAUCGUGCGAAGAUUUGCGGCGGAUGGGGCACACUCUCAACGGGAUCUACUCAGUCAGGGGAGACAAACAAAUAGAAACGGUUUUCUGCCAAUUUGAUAAACUACCUAAUGAACCAGGUUUCCAGAAGAAGAUUGGAUAUCAAGACAUAAAAACAAGGCCAAUAUACUUCUACGUACAGAAAGACAAACAUUUUUCGCAAAGUGACGUUCCACUUCCGUUUGAGCGUAGCUUAGUCAACAUUGGAGGAGCCAUGGAUUUGCCAAGCGGCGUAUUCACAGCACCCGUCAACGGAACUUACUUCUUUUCUUUUACUGGACUCGCGCAAUUUCCUAUGGUUCCAGUUCCAGUGCUAAGGGAACUAGGCGCGAACCUUUAUAAAAAUGGUGAAAGAAUAGCAAUCAGUCAAGUUAACAAAGGCCAGCUAUAUCCGGAUAAUCUAAAUCCAAUCACCGUUCAAAGUAUUGUACGUUUGCAAGCCGGAGACAAAGUAUGGAUCCAGAUAAGUAUUGGGAUCAAUGGGGGAUUUCUAUACGACGACAGGCAUGCGGAAGUGAACCCGGGUGCACACACGAAUUUUAAUGGGUGGCUUUUGGAAGAAGAAAUUUAAGCAACGCAAACGUUUUCCACAACCCAGUGUGCCAGCAAAUACUACGACCACAAACAAAAGGCACCAACGAACAUGAAAAGUCCUUCAAAUCCCAUUAUCAAUGUACGUUCAUGUCUCUGUAGGGACAUUGUAGUCUUGCAAACAGCAAUUACCUGGCUGUUUUACCAACUGCACAUGUGUGAAUUUCAUUCUAUAUGAUUGAUGAACAUGUUUUUGCCAUCCCUGUUUAUUUUCAGGAUUGAUUUGCGUGAUGGAAACUGAGCAUGAUGAAAUAAUGUUUCUUUUUAUUUUUACUUUAUAUUUCCUAGUU
Molecule: messenger RNA, 3246 nt
Organism: Daphnia carinata
Lineage: Eukaryota; Metazoa; Arthropoda; Branchiopoda; Diplostraca; Daphniidae
Exons: 6
Coding region: 1332-2936 (534 amino acids)
Molecular function (GO): extracellular matrix structural constituent; protein binding
Source: RefSeq, a predicted model, not a curated record